AUUGGGUUACAACCCAUUUAUGGACUCAGCUGAGUGGAGAUAUCAGUGUCGACGUUAGAGCUGCCUACUAUUCUUAGGUGACUCUCCAGCCGGGCUGUGCAGAGGCUAAGGGAGACCAGUGCACCAAUCCCAGGAUGGCUUACAGCGUGACCCUCACGGGCCCAGGACCCUGGGGCUUCCGGCUGCAGGGGGGCAAGGACUUCAACAUGCCACUCACCAUCUCUCGGAUCACUCCUGGCAGCAAGGCAGCCCAGUCUCAGCUCAGCCAGGGGGACCUUGUGGUGGCCAUUGAUGGCGUGAACACGGACACCAUGACCCACCUGGAGGCCCAGAACAAGAUCAAGUCAGCUAGCUACAACCUGAGCCUCACCCUGCAGAAGUCAAAGCGCCCCGUUGCCCUCUCUACCUCAGCUCCUCGGAUUGAGUCUCCGAUGCCGGUGAUUCCCCAUCAGAAGGUUAUAGCCAACUCUCCUGCCAAUGCAGAGUACCAGGAACGUUUCAAUCCCAAUGCCCUGAAGGACUCUGCCCUGUCAACCCACAAGCCCAUCGAGGUCAAGGGGCUUGGGGGCAAGGCCACCAUCAUCCACGCCCAGUACAACACGCCCAUCAGCAUGUACUCCCAGGACGCCAUCAUGGAUGCCAUUGCCGGCCAGGCCCAAGCUCAGGGCAGCGAGUUCAGCGGUAACAUCCCCGUUAAAGAUCUUGCAGUAGACAGUGCUUCCCCCGUGUAUCAGGCUGUGAUUAAAAACCAGAACAAGCCUGAAGAUGAAGUGGACGAGUGGGCGCGCCGCUCCUCCAACCUGCAGUCUCGAUCCUUCCGCAUCCUGGCUCAGAUGACGGGCACGGAAUACAUGCAAGAUCCCGAUGAAGAGGCCCUGAGGAGAUCAAGCGGAAAGGACAGUUCGAAGGAGUCAGCGGGAAGAAGUACCCCCAUCGAGCAUGCUCCAGUGUCUACCAGCCAUGCCUCUGCUCCGCCGCCAGCUUCUGCCCAUCCGCCUGCUACUGCCGCUGCCAGCCCAGCCUGCCCAGCGUCACCCCCAGCUGCCUCCACCGCCUCUGUCUCUGCUGACAGCCUCUCGCCUGCUUUCCAAAGGGUCCUUAGCUCUUCCUAUUCCCCGGCGGCUUCAGCAUCCCAUGCUCCUGCCAAUUACAAUGAAGCUCCUGCCACUGCUCCAAAGCCCCGGGUGGUCACCACCGCCAGCAUCCGGCCUUCAGUCUACCAGUCAGUACCAGCAAGCAGCUAUAGCCCAGCGCCAGGCACCAACUACAGCCCAGCUCCGGGAGCAACCUACAGUCCAGCUCCUGCUUACACCCCAUCUCCAGCCCCGGCCUACACUCCAUCCCCUGCCCCGGCUUACUCCCCAUCCCCAGCCCCUUCUUAUAACCCUUCUCCAUAUAGCCCAGCCCCAUCAGCAACCUACAGCUCUGGCCCAGCGGAGCCAGCUAGCCGCCCACCAUGGGUGACUGAUGACAACUUCUCCCAAAAGUUCUCCCCUGGGAAGACCACCACCUCGAUCAGCAAGCAGAUCCUUCCCCGGGGUGCUCCCGUGCCAGGCUAUACACCUGCUGGCACCCAGGUACCCACAUUAGCCCGAGGCACCAUCCAGAGAGCUGAACGCUUUCCGGCCAGCAACCGCACUCCUCACUGUGGACACUGUAACAGCAUCAUCCGGGGUCCCUUCCUGGUUGCUAUGGGUCGCUCCUGGCACCCAGAAGAAUUCAACUGUGCCUACUGUAAGACCUCUCUGGCUGACAUGUGCUUUGUGGAGGAGCAGAAUAAUGUGUACUGUGAGCGCUGCUAUGAGCAGUUCUUUGCCCCACUGUGUGCCAAGUGCAACAACAAGAUCAUGGGGGAAGUGAUGCAUGCUUUGAGACAGACUUGGCACACCACUUGCUUUGUCUGCGCGGCCUGUAGGAAGCCUUUUGGCAAUAGUCUCUUCCACAUGGAGGAUGGGGAGCCCUACUGUGAGAAAGAUUACAUCAAUUUGUUUAGCACCAAGUGUCACGGCUGCGACUUCCCCGUGGAAGCUGGAGACAAGUUCAUUGAGGCGCUGGGACACACUUGGCACGACACUUGCUUCAUCUGUGCUGUCUGUCAUGUGAAUUUGGAGGGGCAGCCCUUCUACUCCAAGAAGGAUAAGCCGCUCUGCAAGAAACACGCUCAUGCCGUCAACGUCUAAAAAGAAGCUAGCCGCCCCUGGCAUCGGAGGAAGACUCCAUGGCCAGCCCUGUUAACUACCAAAAAAAGGAUAAAUCAUGAUGGAAAACUUUUCUUUCUGAGGGGGAGGGAGAGGAGUUCGGAAGCCCCCAAGAUCUUUUGAAGUACAAUUUUAGUCCUUCUAAUGUACACAGAACAUGCAUUUGCCUCAUUCUGACCAGAAGCCAACCCAAGUCUCUCCCUCGAGGGGCUGGUAAUUAAUCCAAGACUGGAAUGGUACUUCAAAAACUGAGGACACAAUUGUGAGCACUCCAGAGGACGAAACUAAAAGCAACUUUUCCUAAGAAAUACAAAUAUGCUCUUGAAUAAGCUCAGCAAAGUAGCCAUUAGAGUUCUGGCCAUUCCUUUGCUGGCAUUUCACAAGAGCCCAGCGUCCUUUCGAAGAGCCCUCUAGUCUGCAGCUACAACUGGCAGAAGGAAAAACAAAAAGCCAGAUGCCAAAAAAAGUUCCAGUUGUAGCAUAUUUUUAGGCCUGGAGCUGGUAGUUUGUAAAGUAAGACAGAUCCAGGCGUUCCUCACCAAAAAAGGAAGCAUUAUUCCAUUAUUAAUACAAUGGUGCUAACUCCCAGAGCAUCAAACUAGAGGCCUUUAAAUAAACCAGUUUGAAGCAUUCUCCACACCAUGAAGGGUGAUGAAGAAUAAAAAUAAUUGAGUGCCAAUUCAAAAGAAAGGGGUUGUAGCCUAGGAGAGCCUGGGACAUUGGAAAGGAUAACACAAGUAGGGACGCCCCUCUACUCAGCACAACGUUAAGAAAAGUGAAGUUCUUCAGCUCAACUAUUUUGGUCUUAGACACCCAGUGUCCAUAAAAGUGCCCAUCUCAUAUUCAAAUUGGGAUGGAAAAAUGGCAUGGGGGUCCCCCAAACUUAUUCCUUGGUGGAAGAGGGAAGGGGAUGGAGAGGACUUUGUGUAGUUUUUCAAUGCUGUUUCUGUUUUGAGAGCUUUUUUGGAAUGAUGAUGUUCCUGGGUCAGGAUUCCCAUGGUCCUUCAAAUGAUUGAAGUCUUUAUCAGACCCCUCCCUUGUCAGGGUGAGAGAAACAACCUUGAUUCAUCAGUACUGGGAAGGAGCAAAGAUGGAAUGUAGAAAUGAAUAGGAUGGCAGAAAGGACUUCCCAACCCAUAGGGCGAAGGGAGCCUUCAUUUCUGCCAAAUCCAUUGAAGAUGGAGGGCACAGGUCAUGGACUGGUGGUGUUUCACAGUUAUAUCUGGUACCACUUCAAUCAGUCCCCCUACAUGGGACACAUUCUUUAGCCAAUGGUCUUGUCUGCUGAUAAGAAAAAAGGAUAGCACAAUAUUUACUGAAUUGCUCAUCUGUCUUGCUGGCUAACAUUUUUACAAUGUCUUCUGCUUUGAGUUGUGCUAGAAAAAUUUAAACUUAACCUCGAUAGUCAAUAUAGCAAGUAUUUAUUGAAAUAGCCUUUGAAAUCAUCCGAAUUCCUUAACUAAUGACAACAAUGAGCUAAUAUGCCAAGCAAUCAUUUUUAGGCUAUUUCUGCGAGUAGAAGUAAAAAAGUAAGAGUGUGAUUUCUGAGGAUGACAUUUUCAUUUUUCAUUCCUUUUUUAGCAAGCGAUAUUGUUUUACUCAUUGACAAAGCGUAUUUCCAGUUUGAAUGGCUUAUUUCUCUUCCUUAAGCAUGAUCAGGUGGAGUUUUUUGCAUCCUACUGCUAACUCCUGCAUCUUCCUUUUGAGGAUUUUUUGCUUCCCUUUUGCCCAUUUGAUAUAUUUUAUAAUAAUGAAGAAGUUCCAGUUCUCCCCUGGAAACUGAUAUUUGUAGGGUAAAGUGCCUUAAGUAUGUAAGCUGAGGAUGCUAACAGAUGGUCAUGGAUUUUGAACUUUAUUUCCAUGGACCUCCAUGAAGCCAUCCAUUCUCCUCCCUUCUUUAAAAAUCAAAUACGGGGGCAGCUAGGUGGCGCAGUGGUAAAGCACCGGCCCUGGAUUCAGGAGGACCUGAGUUCAAUUCCGGCCUCAGACACUUGACACUUACUAGCUGUGUGACCCUGGGCAAGUCACUUAACCCUCAUUGCCGCGCAAAAAAAAAAAAAAUCAAAUAGACAAGGACAAAAACAAUUGCUAAAACAUCCAGACUGCACUUUCAAAUGGCCAACAUAUCUGUUAGGGUACCACAGAAAGCUGGGAAGAAUCUUUGAAAUGAUUUAGUCUAACCCUUGAUUUUACAAAAAAAAGGGAAAUGAAGCUCAAACCAAAAAAGUGACAUGCCCAAAGAUGCCCACCUAAGGGGCGGAGCUCAGAUCUUCUGAGACAUACGGUCAGAGUCCAAACUGAAAGGGAUUGGAGAGGUCAGAGAUUUCAAUCUCAACAUCUUUCAGAUGUGGAUUUACUGAAGGUCACAGAGGUCAUAAAUGCCAGAGUCAGGAUUUGAACUCAAAUUUUCUGAUCCCAAAUCCAGCAUUCUUUCCAAUGCUUCUUCUUUGGACCCCACAUCUAGUGUUCUUUCCACUGCAUCACACAUAAGCCAUCUUUCACUGCUUCACAAAUUUCCUAGUGCCUGAUUUCAAGGGAAGAAAACAAUAGGAAAUCAGAGUUCCUUACAGCUAAAGAAUAUUAGAGCCCAUUUAAAGUUUUUUUUUGCUUCCUUUUUUUGGUUGGAAAUUGACAAAGAGAGUGAAAAGCCUUAAAAAGGAACUUUGGGGAAAUCAGUUUUGCUGUUACUUUUAGGCUGUUGUAGACAGUUGAGAUCACAUGUGCUCGCAAUUUUAAAGUUGACAGAAAAAAAAAGAAGUCUCUUAAAGUUCAGUCCUUCAGGGGUCAUUAAGUUAGGUACAAUGUUUUGUUUAAGGUUAUCUAUUACUUUGGUUAAUUGCAUGAAUGCCUAUAGUGAGGAAUCACACUUCUGAGUCAACAUAAGGCAGUAUACUUUGGAUUGGAAAUCUUUUGUCUCCUUAGAAUAGACAUCUGUUUAACAUUUCUAAACAUUAACUUUAGCAACAGAGUGAUUUGUGUCUGCAGUGAUGUGCUAGGAAUCUAGCUUUUAUAAUGGUUUUUUUUUUCAUCCUGAAUGCCUUUGCUUUUGAAUUUUUUAAGAAAAAGUUUCUAUUUAUUAGCUCAGAAGUGGAAUGUCGUGCCGUUUAUUAGGGGUGUGUGCCAAUAUAUUUUGCAUGGAGGUUUUGCGCCAACCAAUGUGAAUCAAACAUUGUCACAAAAUAAAAUGAUGAAAAAGGAUGUGCAAAAA
Messenger RNA from Dromiciops gliroides (monito del monte), 5406 nucleotides. It is a transcript of the gene LDB3, whose product is annotated as LIM domain binding 3. NCBI's taxonomy places the organism in Eukaryota, Metazoa, Chordata, Mammalia, Microbiotheria, Microbiotheriidae. Gene Ontology annotation, biological process: muscle structure development; heart development; actin cytoskeleton organization. Gene Ontology annotation, molecular function: actin binding; muscle alpha-actinin binding. The coding region runs from base 135 to 2180 and encodes 681 amino acids. The transcript is spliced from 16 exons. Gene Ontology annotation, cellular component: stress fiber; adherens junction; Z disc. The record is from RefSeq and is a predicted model, not a curated record.